UUAGUUUUAUAUUUUCUGAAUGUUAAAAAAAACGGGAGAUGAAAUUAAAAAUUUAAUUAGAUUUUUGACAUAAAAUUUUGGAAUGUUAAGGAAAUUGAUAUUGCAAAAAAAAUUUACACCGAUUUAUCAGCAACGCAUAUUUUUUUCAAAUCAUAACAAAAAAAAUUUGGAAGAUGUAAAAAAUGAAAUUGAAGUAUCCAAAAGAGAGCUAAAUUGGCGUCCAAAGCCUAGUGAAAAUCCUGGUGCUUGGAAUAGUAAAUUUAAAUUGUUUGGUAAUGAAGAUCAAACAUCAGACUUUAUCACAUUAAUGCAACAACCAAUUGAUUUAAGUCCAAAAUCAAUUAAAAACUGGUGGGAUAAAAGAAAUGAAAAUAUAGAAAGGCAUAUGCAAAGCUUUAUUCCAGAAAGGCAUCAAAUAUUAGGAAGUGAUUUGGCGACAGCACAUUUCGUUGUUUUCCGAGGAGGAGCUGUAAAAUUCUUAAACAACCCCCAAUGGGUUCGGAAAGAUGAUGAAGGAAAUUUUAAUUUACCUAAUAAAUAUAUUCCCGCAUUCAAAUUAGAAGCAAUAAAAUGUGAUAAUAUGGUUUUAUAUUAUGAAGGUUUAGAAAAUAUUCGCCGGUUACAAAAUUUAAAAUUUCUAUCGUUUAUAAAUGUGAAAACAUUCGAUGACUGGUGCUUAGAUCGUGUUUCUGGAUCAGAGAACCCGAUAUUAGAAGUUUUGGAUUUGACUGGCACUAAUAUCACCUAUAGGGGAUUGAGUUGCAUCUACAGGCUUACAAACCUAAAAGUGCUUGUCAUAGAUGAUCCAAAAUCUUCAAAAGAGAUGGAACUAACUUGUGCAUUAUUAGAAGUUGACAACCAUAAAUUAAAAGUGUAUGCGUCUAGUGAAAUACAUAAUUAAUAAAAAAAAACAUGUUAUUUAUCAAGAAAGUACUAAUUAUCUAGGUACAAUAAAUUUACACAAUUUUCA
Molecule: messenger RNA, 970 nt
Organism: Condylostylus longicornis
Lineage: Eukaryota; Metazoa; Arthropoda; Insecta; Diptera; Dolichopodidae
Product: distal membrane-arm assembly complex protein 2
Exons: 1
Coding region: 83-901 (272 amino acids)
Source: RefSeq, a predicted model, not a curated record